Messenger RNA from Ostrinia furnacalis (Asian corn borer), 765 nucleotides. RefSeq lists its product as uncharacterized. Gene Ontology annotation, molecular function: catalytic activity. Lineage: Eukaryota; Metazoa; Arthropoda; Insecta; Lepidoptera; Crambidae. The transcript is spliced from 3 exons. Bases 199 to 765 code for a protein of 188 amino acids. The record is from RefSeq and is a predicted model, not a curated record.
CCCCCUCAACCUCCACUUCCACAUUCCCAAACAGGGGAAGGGGAACGCGGUUUCCCCCCAACAGGGGGACCACAAGGGGCGCACAUCAGCCCAGAGGAAGGGGGCAGCACAGAGGACCGUAUCGAGGGCGGCGGGGCACACAAGGGCGCCGCGGCUCCCAAGCACAAUAGUCCCCACCAACCUCAACGCCCAAAGGGGAUGGCGAUACUACAGGCCAACCUACACCACGCUAUCGCAGCCUCUGCGGUCAUAGAAAAGAUCUUCAGCGAAGGUGGCCUGGACAUCGCCCUCAUUCAAGAACCAUGGAUAAACGCCGACUCCAUGGUAGCCGGUCUGAACAACGCUGAACUUUGCAGCGAAGAUACUGUCACCGCGUACGUAGAAGUCAAAGGGCCGAACAGGUCCAAAGUACUCUUCUGCUCGGCAUAUCUUCCUGGAGAUAAGCAAGAUCCCACUGAAGAACUGACUAACGUCCUGGAAUACUCUAGAAGACAAAAGUCGGAACUGAUAGUGGGAUGCGAUGCUAACGCCCACCAUACCAUCUGGGGAAGCUCGGAUACCAACAUGAGAGGUGAGUUACUAUCCGAUUUUCUUCUAUCUAACUGUCUACAGGUGCUGAACAAUGGCCACACGCCAACAUUCGUAACAAAAACCAGACAGGAAGUAAUAGAUAUAACAUUCGCAACAGAAAAUGUGUCAAAAUGUAUAACAAAAUGGCACGUCAGCAGCGAUGCAAACAAUCACUCAAUAAAAGAUCGCAAGUAA